AUGGUGAGAUUUCGAAUUUUCAGUUUCUUGUUUCUCUUUUGUGUUUUACACAAGUGUGAAAUUCUUAAUGCUGCUAGUACCAAAGACAAGGUGAAACACAAAACGAGAAAUAAGGAGUGUCUAACUCCUGCAUGCAAAUAUGCUGCUACAACAAUUCGUGAGAGUAUCGAACCCAAGGUAAAACCGUGUGAUAAUUUUUACAAAUUCGCCUGUGGUAAUUUUUUGAAAACUGCAGCAAUUCCAAAAGCUGAUAUAGGUGUCACUAGAUAUGCUUCCCUUCAGAAAAAUGUUUUGGAGCAAAUAAUAAAGAGAAUUUCAGAGCCAACUCAACCCAAGGAACCCAGAUGGAUGAAACAGAUGAAAAACUUUUACAAGGCUUGCAUGGACAAAAGAACGAUUGAAAAAAAUGGUCUUCGUACAGAACUAGCGAAAUUAAAGAAAGCAGGAGGCUGGCCUGUACUGGAAAAAAAGUGGAAUGAGAAAAAUUUUGAUUGGAAACGGACGACUUACGCUAUGCGAAGACUGGGAUAUAAUAUUGAGAGCUUGUUCUCUUUCGACGUUGUCGAUGGUGUUAAGUCAAACUCGUAUAAAAAUACUUUAACUAUUGACCACACAUUUUAUCCUGAUCAACGCCAAAUGUUCAUGAGAGGAAAGGCGGACCCGAAAGUCAAAGCUUACCUCAAGUAUAUGGUUGACAUUGCUGUUCUUUUUGGUGCAAAUAAAGUUAGAGCUGAAAAGGAAUUAAAGGAAGCACUUGAUUUCGAAAUUAAGCUUGCCACUAUCGCUGUGAGUGGAGAAGCUGCUAAGCAAAUGAAAUUGUCCGAUCUUGCAAAACAGUAUCCUAGUAUUCCUUGGAAGCAAUACUUCAACGCAAUUCUCAAACCAAUUCUAGUAAUUGGUGACAAUGAAAUAAUAAUAGUGCGUGAGCCUACUUUUUUCAAAAAAUUCGAACAAUUAAUGAACACAGCUUCAAAAAGGGCGCUGGCUAAUUACCUCUUCUGGAAAGCAGUUCAGUAUGAUUUAGGUUAUCUGACUGAAAAAAUUGAAAAACGGAAAAGGGAGAUAAACAUUAUGUUUGGUGAUCAACCUGAAUGGACUGAUAGAUCACAUGAAUGCCUACAAAGAUCUACUGCGCUAAAAUUAAGUAUUCACGCUGUAUAUAUCAGGAAGGAUUUCAGCCAAAAAUCGAAGAAAAGGGCAGAAAAAUUAGCAGUUGACAUUGAACAACAGUUGAAGAAAAUUGUGAAAGAGGCUAACUGGAUGGACGAAAAAACAAGGACAAUUGGUUUGGCUAAACUUGAUUCUAUGAAAUAUUGUAUUGGAUAUCCCAAAGAAAUUUUCGAUGACAAGAUUCUUAACCAAUACUACAGCCCGGUAGAAGUACCAGCAAAUGAUUACGUUGAAGCAAGUUCAAACUUGCUUAUCUUUUAUUUAAACCGUUCUUUCAAAAAUUUAAGGAAGUCUUCGAACAAUUUUGAUUGGACACUCCACAUGGACGCUAUUUAUGAAUAUCCUGGCGCUGCAUAUACUCCACUGGAAAACAGCAUUGACUACCCUGCUGGAAUUCUACAAGGCAUUUUCUACGAUAUGAAUAGGCCUGACUAUUUGAAUUACGCCGGGAUUGGUGCAUUUGAUUUGGGACAUGAAAUGACCCGUGCUUUUGAUAACGAAGGUAGAGAAUUUGGUAAAAACGGAUUCUCUAGGGACUGGUGGACUCCAGAAACGAAUAAAAAAUUUAUUCAGAGAGCUGAUUGCUUUAUUCAGCAGUACGGCAAUUAUUACAUUGAAGAAGCCCACGUAAAAGUGAAUGGUGAAGCAACCCAAAAUUCCAACAUUGCAGACAAUGUAGGCGUGAAAGCAGCGUACUUCGCCUAUCAAAAUUCAGUAAAGCAAAAAGGCCCAGAACCCAAAUUGCCAGGGUUAAACUAUACCCAGUCGCAACUUUUUUGGAUUCAAGCAGCUGUAACACAAUGUGCGAAAUACACCCCGGAGAUAAUGAAAACUGUAAUUGCGACCCAUUUCGGUUUCUGGGAUAGGAAUGUGGAUGGAAUAAAAAAAUCUAUUCUUGGUGAUAGCCACGUUGACUCUCGAGAUGUCGACAAUAUGCUGGAAGUUUGUCUGUUUUAA
Belonocnema kinseyi is the source of this 2127-nucleotide messenger RNA. Its product is annotated as neprilysin-2-like. Gene Ontology annotation, molecular function: metalloendopeptidase activity. The record is from RefSeq and is a predicted model, not a curated record. The transcript is spliced from 9 exons. Gene Ontology annotation, biological process: protein processing. Gene Ontology annotation, cellular component: plasma membrane. The coding region runs from base 1 to 2127 and encodes 708 amino acids. NCBI's taxonomy places the organism in Eukaryota, Metazoa, Arthropoda, Insecta, Hymenoptera, Cynipidae.